AUGCUACCUAAACCUUCUCGAUCGAGAUUGCCUGCAAUCGCCACUGCACGGGCAGAAACUCCCGAUGUCGCCAACAAUGGACGACAACGUCAAACAAAGAAAGACGAGGCCAUUCGUAAGAAACUUGAGCAAGAAUUGUCGAAAAAACGAACAGGCACUACUCGUGUCCGCCAAACACGCAAGAUCGCUGGCACUGUUUCUGCCUUGCGACCUGCCCAGGCAUUGACCGUUAAGGAGAACAUGCUAGUGAUCGAGGCUUCUCAGCUCAUGGCAGCCAAACGAAGUGAUUGUGUUUUGGUAGUUGAUGAAGAUGAUCACCUCAGUGGUAUCUUCACUGCCAAAGAUCUAGCUUAUCGAGUAGUAGCUGAAUCAUUAGAUGCCAGACACACACCUGUGUCCCAGAUCAUGACCCCCGGCCCGAUGUGUGUUACAGCUGAUACGUCUGCAACCGAUGCCUUGAAUUUGAUGGUGACUCGAGGAUUCCGUCAUUUGCCUGUUUGUAAUGAGGAAGGCGACAUUUUUGGAUUGCUAGAUAUCACAAAGUGUCUCUAUGAGGCCCUGGAUAAGAUGGAACGUGCAUUUGGCUCAUCUAGAAAACUUUACGAUGCUUUGGAGGGUGUUGAGCGUGAAUGGUCUGGUAGUCCAGUCCAAUUGGCUCAAUAUAUGGAGACAUUGAGAGAUAAGAUGUCAUGCCCUGAUCUCAACACCGUUUUGGAUGGAUCCUUGCCUGCUCAAGUUAGUGUGAAGGUCAAUGUUAGAGACGUAGCUAGAUUGAUGAAGGAGUAUCACACAACUGCCGUAUUGGUUUCCGACAGAGAAGGACUUGCAGGAAUCUUUACAACGAAAGAUGUGGUUUUGCGAGUAAUCGCAGCUGGUCUUAACCCAGAAAACUGUUCUGUUGUACGUGUCAUGACACCCCAUCCUGAUACAGCAUCUCCUCAUAUGUCCAUCAUCGAUGCCUUACGCCAAAUGCAUGACGGUCAUUACCUUAAUCUUCCAGUAUUGGAGGAUGGUCGUGUGGUAGGCAUUGUGGAUGUCCUCAAGUUGACUUAUGCCACUUUAGAGCAGAUCAACAGUAUUCAAGGCGCUGAUGGUGAAGGUCCCAUGUGGUCUCGUUUCUGGGACAGCUUUGGUGCCACUGAACAUGCCGAAAAUGAGUCUCAGCUCUCGGAUCCAACCUCCCAUCAUCAUCAUUUGCCUGCAUCGCAACACCCAAUGGAGGCUAUCUCUCCUGAACCUUCUAUUUCGUUUUCUCAACUUCACGGUUUUCCUGAAAUUUCACCUAACGAGUCUGCCAGUAUGGUUGCCCACAACGAAGAUAAUAGAUCAGCAAACUCAUCUCACAAUACACGCCCCACUAAAACGUCUGGAAACGGGGGUGAUGGGUCUUUUGCCUUCAAAUUUACUACCAAGGGUGGUAAAACACACCGCAUUGCCUCUACUCCUAAACACUCCCAAUUACUGGAACUCGUCCGCCAAAAGGUGUUGAGCGAACACGUUCCUUCUGCUGCAGAGGGUGAAUGGUUGAGCAUUUCAUACUUGGAUGAUGAGGACGAUGAGGUUUUGAUUACUUCCGAUGCUGAUGUUCAAGACGCUGUUCGGUUAGCACGCAAAUUGGGACAGGACCGUGUAAAACUAUUUGCUCAUGAUUCAACCAGUGUCACUGCUCAUACGGCAGAGCCUCCGGCGCCUGUCAUCUCACUUUCGCCUCCUUCUGAUGUUUCUUCUAAAACGAUGCGCCAAGAAGACGAUGAUACUUCAUCAAUGACCUCCCGUUCAACUCGUAAACGUUCGUCAAAGAGAAAGAGUUCUCGACGCAAUGAAAGCGAGGAACCUGAAGAGUAUGAGUCGAACACAGGGUUCCCUCAGGAACUCAUUUUGCCCGCAUCCAUUGCUUUUCUGGGUGUGGUUAUUCUCGGAGUGUUUGCUUUUUCACGUGUUAGCCCCAAGCAUCGCUAG
Phycomyces blakesleeanus NRRL 1555(-) is the source of this 1959-nucleotide messenger RNA. RefSeq lists its product as hypothetical. The record is from RefSeq and is a predicted model, not a curated record. The transcript is spliced from 10 exons. The coding region runs from base 1 to 1959 and encodes 652 amino acids. NCBI's taxonomy places the organism in Eukaryota, Fungi, Mucoromycota, Mucoromycetes, Mucorales, Phycomycetaceae. Gene Ontology annotation, molecular function: protein binding.